This is a messenger RNA of Paramuricea clavata, 1970 nucleotides long. Lineage: Eukaryota; Metazoa; Cnidaria; Anthozoa; Malacalcyonacea; Plexauridae. The record is from the annotation of a GenBank genome assembly.
GCUUAUCAAAGAAUCAGCUACUAAACAUCCCACGUUUACCACUCCCCCAAACAUCUGCUAAAGCAGUACAGUUAUUUAAGACCUCGCCCGCAGAACGUGCGUCAAUUUCCAGACUCCGAAAGCAGUUCGAACCCAAACGGUCAUUGCAGAAGAGCGAUUUGAAAGGUGGCGAUGCAAAACUAGGCUUCAUGUUGGAUGACGUUAUGAAUGCCAAAGGUAUUGAAUAGGCAAUUCCAGCUUUUUGUUUAUGCCUGCAGGGGGAUGAUGGGAAGUAAGGUAUCAUAUUGUUUGUUUAUGCCUGCAGGGGAUGAUGGGAAGUAAGGUAUCAUAUUGUAAAUACUCGUUACAAUAGUAACGCGUUACUAAUUACAAAUUACUUUUUGAGUAAUUUUGAUGGUAAUUAAUUACUUUCUUUACUGAAGUCAUUUGUAACGUAAUUAAUUACUUUUUGAAGGUAACGAGUAAAGUUUUCUUAAGUAACGUGCGUUACUUUUCAAUUUUACUUCCGAAUCUCUCAUAACAUUCAUUGCACAUAAUCUAAAAAGUAGUAAAACGUUUUUCUAGUCCUACCUGCCUAAGGUUGUCUUAAGAACUAGUGGAACGAAUACGAUGUUAUUUAUAUCAUGUUUACAAAAUUGAAACAUUUUUUAAAUGAGCCUGCAAUAUGUGAAAUGUGCGGCCGAGCUUUCACCAUUAGUACAUUACUUCAUGUAUUGAUAGGGUUAAUCACGGGGGUUAUAAUUUUACUCGAAAGAAGCGGUAAGCAAGAUUUAAUCAUUAAAUAUGGAUGAACUUAGUAUGUCACUAUGUGUAGAAGUAAAAUGAAAAGUAAUUUUGAAAGUAAUUGGUAAUUAAUUACUUUUCAAAAAGUAAUUAGUACGUGGUAAUUAAUUACUUUUUUUAAUUACUUGUAAUCUUUAAUUUUAAUUACUUGUAUUACUUUUUAAUUACUUUUUUAAUUAAUUGUAAAUUACUGUAAUUAAUUACUUUAAUUAAUUACUUGUAAUCUAAUCAAUUACUUUUUAGGAAAAGUAAUGGUAAUUUCUACUCAUUACUUUUUUCCAGUAAUUUUUACAACACUGCCGAUUAUGCUGAAAAAUGUCAAUAAAAACUGCCGAAACAACCGAAAUAUUUCAAUAUUUACGAGUAUAAGCUAUCAGUCCGUGUUUACACGGCCACCAUUUUUAUUUUUUCAGCAUUAUCAGCAAUGUGAUACCUUACUUCCCAUCGUCCCCUGCACGCAUAAACUAAAAGCUGGAAUUGCCUAUUCAUGAUUACUCGAUCGUUCUAUUACAGAUUGAGGCACGGCGGAGAAAACAUGCACAUUUUAACACAUUUGAUAUAAAACGGUUGAAAUAAACUUUUGUCUUUUCAUUUUCUGCUUUUGUUUUAAGCAAGUGAGACCAAGUGAAUUGUAGACUCAUUGGUAUUUACAAAGCGAAUCGCCAUUUUGUUUUUUCAAAUCAUUAAAAGACUAAAUUUUGAUCUCAACAAGUCUAGACAAAAAUUUCAUCACAUCUUGAAAGAGCAUCAUAAAAUUAGUAAUAUUCCAAAGUUUCGUUGCGAAAUGUUGUAAAAUGCGGAUAAUAUAGCCUUGCGAAAUUUGCCGUUUUUCAGUCAUUUUCUAUUACAAAUGUGAAAUUGACAGCCCCCAAAAGGGUAUUGGGCUGUCAAAUUUCCCCCGCAUAAUAUGCAAAAUGACUGAAAAACGGCAAACUUCGCAAGGCUAUAUUAUCCGCAUUUUACAACAUUUCGCAACGAAACUUUGGAAUAUUACUAAUUUUGUGAUGCUCUUUCAAGCUGUGAUGAAAUUUUUGUCUAGACUUGUUUAUAUCAAAUUUUAGUCUGUAAUGCAAAUGGUCCAUUAAUGAAAAAAUCGCACUCCUCUUAACAAAUCAGAUUGCAGUCAUUUUGUCAUAAAAAUAAUAACUAUAAAAAUUCUCUUUACUUACAUUUCAGCUUCUGGGUGA